This is a messenger RNA of Mesorhabditis spiculigera, 2112 nucleotides long. The record is from the annotation of a GenBank genome assembly. Lineage: Eukaryota; Metazoa; Nematoda; Chromadorea; Rhabditida; Rhabditidae.
AUGGGUGACGGACCGGUGACAAUCGCUGAUCAAGAUCACUUGAGAACGUGGCUGAACAAGGAACUAUCGCCUUUAUGCGAGGCCGAGCUUUCCACCUUGGUCAGCUACAUCUUCGCCUUACUGAAGAAACCGAACAAGACUGCCGCGCAGCUCAAGGAAUUCUGUGCUGGCCAACUGGAAGUAUUCUUGCACAAUCACACGCGCCCCUUCGUUGACAAGCUCUUCACGGUGCUUGACAAUGACUCGUACAUCCCGAAAUCGAAGCCGGCACCUCCGGCCAAACCCGCUGCUGCCCCCAAGCCCACCGAGGUUCCUGCCAAGGCGGCCCCUGCUCCAAAGGCUGGCACCUCUUCCUCGUCGGCCGCCUCCACUUCACACUCCGAUCGCCCGCGGCGCGGCAAGGAAAACAAGCGCUCGGAGCCAGAGGAACUCACUCCGCCGCGGAGGGUGGUUAUGUUGCCAUCUUCUCCUUCCCCCGAACGUGUCGUGCCGGCGGCGCCUGCUAAAGUGGAAGCGGAAAAGCCGGUGAAGCCUGCCUCGACGUCGGCUGCACCUGCAUCUCAGUCGAAGCCCAAGCCAACUACUUCCGCCGAACCGGCCGCAUCCGAAUCAGCGGGACGAAGCCUGCGGAAACGUAUAAGCGCCCCAUCUCCGGAUGAGUCGCGCACCCGCAACCGUUCUCCACCAGCCGGCCAGCGUCGUGAUGACCGUCGCACGACGCGUCGUCGCUCGCCCGAAAAGUCGCGGAAACGUUCUCGUUCCCGGUCGCGCUCGCGGAGCAACGAGCGCAUGCGCGAGGAGCGGAAUCGCCGCAAGCGUUGCCGUGAUUAUGACCAAAACGGCUUCUGUAUGCGCGGCAACAGCUGCCCGUAUGACCAUGGCCCGGAUCCGGUGGUCGUCGAUUCGGUGGACGGCUUGAAGCAUCUUGGAGACAAGGGACUGAAGAUUCCGGUCACCGGCCCGCCACCGAACUUCUCCGUGCCGCCGCCUGGAUUUUUGCCGCUCGGACAACAGCCGCCACCUCCUGGAAUCGUGGAGGGCUACAAUCCCGACCAUCCACAGAUCAACAUCGACUUUUCGCACCCACCGCCCCCGAUUGCCAUGCCGGGCGCGGGACAGUGGCGCCAGCAGCCGCAGGUCACCUACAUUCCCACCAGCAUCGCACAGCUGGAGCAACAACAGCAGCAGGCGCAGAACUCAAUGGGCGACAACCAAAGCUUCGGCGGUCCGAUGCGGCGCGGCCGCGGCUUCUUUGGCGGUCGUGGAGGUCUCCGCGGACGCGGCCGUGGUGGUGCCGGCGGACGAUUCCAAGAGCCCGUCUCCACACAGGGCCGCUGCCUCGAAGUGCGCAACAUCCCGAUCGAGCUCAACACGAUCGACAAGCUGAACGCGCACUUUGCCCAAUUUGGAAAAAUUGCCAAUCUGCAGGUGCAAUACCAAGGAGAAUCGCAGGCUGCCCUCGUCACCUUCUUCACCAAGUUCGAGGCCAACAACGCCUACAAGUCGCCGGAUCCCAUCUUCAACAAUCGCUUCAUCAAGGUCUUCUGGCACAACGACGCCCCGCCCGCAGCUGCCGAUUCCGGUUCCGCCGAGGAGAACAAGCCUGGCGCUGGAUCUGCUUCUUCAGCGAAAAUCGAAGCCUCCGCUGCAACGCGGUCAUCAGUCCAAGCUCCCAAGAAGCCACCGGUGGCAACCCGUGCCCAGGCCGUGUUCCGCAACGCCGAUUUCGACGAGCUGAUGCGAAAGAAGGCUGCCGAGAAGCAAGAGCGAACCCAGAUGAAGACUCAACUCGCCAAGCUGCAGGCCCUCCAGAAGAGCCAGACCGAGGGCAUUGACCGGUAUCUGAAGAGCCAGAAGGCGGCCAUGGAGCUGGCAAAGAAGCAGACCAAGCCCGACGCCAAGAAGAAGGCGCUGAAGCUGUGCUCCGACCUCAAGAACAAGAUCGACAUCCUGCGGAAAGAGCGCAACGACAACAUUGCUGAGAUUGCCUCGUUGAAGGACAAGCUCGCCCCGCAGUCGGCGCCUCUAAAGGAAGAGAAUGGUGCUGGAGAUGACGGCAAGCUGAAGGAGGAGGAAUUGGACUACAGCGACGAGCCGAUUGCCGGCACUGCC